Capsicum annuum is the source of this 528-nucleotide messenger RNA. RefSeq names its product polyubiquitin-like. The transcript is spliced from 2 exons. Gene Ontology annotation, molecular function: ubiquitin protein ligase binding; protein tag activity. The coding region runs from base 1 to 528 and encodes 175 amino acids. The record is from RefSeq and is a predicted model, not a curated record. NCBI's taxonomy places the organism in Eukaryota, Viridiplantae, Streptophyta, Magnoliopsida, Solanales, Solanaceae. Gene Ontology annotation, cellular component: cytoplasm; nucleus. Gene Ontology annotation, biological process: modification-dependent protein catabolic process; protein ubiquitination.
AUGGGGAAGAGGAAGAGGAAGAGGAAGAGGAAGAGAAGGGCUGUCAAGUUAAACGUUAAGGAAUCAGAUAGUAUUGGACAUGUCAAAGCGUUGCUACAUGAUAAGGAGGGCAUACUGGUAUGUCUUCAACAGCUGCUUUCAGGAGAUAAUAAGCUAGUGGAUGGACGGAAGCUAGUUGAUUAUGGCAUUUGCGAGAACUCCACCCUUCAUGCUAAUGUUGAAGAUUCAAUCCCAAAGAUCAAACUAUAUGUAAAGAGAUCGUAUGCUGAAGGCAUCAUUGCUGUUAUUUCAAAGAUGUAUAUUACUAUCCAGGAUAUCAAAUCUAGGAUUCUGGCCAAAGAAGGAACAAGCUCGGGCAAAUUCUCUCUUUUUCAUGAUGGAAAGUUUCUUGAAGAUGGCAACACCUUAGCUUAUCUCAAUAUUGAUGAUGGAUCAACCCUUCAUCUGGUGUUCAAUCCAGAAGACAGAUUUCUAAUUAGUGUUGUAAUGCCAGAUUAUCAAGUCGAACAAAUAGAAAGUCAGGGCUAG